GGUGCCAUAAAAAGGACAGUAUACCUAGAAAAGGCGGUUUUAAAAGCAAAAGAGGCCUUACCAAAGGGGCGAAAGCCCUGGUACCAAAGAAAAGGAAGUUCAUUGAUUGGAAUAUGGACGAAGUCCAAGGAAAACACGUAAAGACUCAUGACACUAGGUCAAAAUCUGUUAACAAAGGAGAAAACAUGAACAUCGCGCAAGAAAGCACAGUAACUAAACUAAACUCAGAACAGGGACAGGAACAAACCGUAGCUACAUCUAAUAAUACAUCGAUUGAUUGGUCAGAGGAUGUGGACCUGGAGUUCUCUGUGGGGGAAGACUUAACAGACACAGGUUCAAGUAACUCUGACGAAUCGGAAAAUUCGGCGAGGAAUAUAAAGGAACUUUCUGGAAAGAUGGCGGAAAGAUCUGACGUAAUGAAUACUGAUAUGCAAGUUGACGAUCUAAACCAAAUUUCAGGCAAUAUUACAUCAAAUUCAGAUAAGAAAUCAUCGGAAGAACAUAGAGUACGGGCAAAAAACCUUGAAACAACUGAACCUUUAACUUUUAGUGUUAAUAAUCCAUAUGUUUCAGAGGCUAUGCAAGGUUCGAGCACUGAUUCUAAUAGUAAUAGUCAAGAGAAGGCCAGUGAAGAAAGUAGAAAAAAUUCAGAACAAGUAACGAAUGAGGCGAUUGUGGAUGAACGACCUGAUGAACGGAUACAGGAAACCCAUGACCUACCGACUACUUCUACUUCUGGAGGAGAAGAAGGGAAAAUAGUUGAUACUCUGACCACUGAAGAGAUGGAGAAAAGCAGAACUGAGGACGGGGGUCAAGAGCUCAAGGAUGGAGACGAUAUGGAUUCAAUAGAAACGAAUGAAGAUUUGAAACAAGCAAUGGACGAAGACAGUUUUAUAAAAGUAAUUAAUAAAAAAAGUAAGAAAAAAAAAACUGGAAUCCCAGUAGCAGAGAAAAGGGUUUCCCCUUACCAGAAAAAUAGAGAAGUUAAAAAAAAGCAGGGUCCUGUCGGGUAG
Scutellospora calospora is the source of this 1013-nucleotide messenger RNA. NCBI's taxonomy places the organism in Eukaryota, Fungi, Glomeromycota, Glomeromycetes, Diversisporales, Gigasporaceae. The record is from the annotation of a GenBank genome assembly.